GGCAGAGGGGAGCCAGCGGAGCGGAAGUGCAGCUGAAAGGAUAGUUGAUGAAGACACCUUCAAGUCAUUGAGUGUUGCCAGGAUGGAAAGGGAAGAGGAACAGAGAGCACAUCAAUCCAUUGUUGACAGGAGUGGGGGAGCCCUGAGCUUGGUUUUCUGCUCUUCCUCCUCCCCCCGCACCUAAAAAGUUCUCUGGCUCCUGAAAGGAGAGGGAAGAGCACUGUCUACCUCCUGCAACAGUCCAGAUUGGCUGCUGUUCCCCAGGAGGUGGGAAUGGAGGACGCACAGAGCUCCUGGCCUGAUGUGACAGAUGAAGAUUAUACAGAAUCUAAGCUCCCCCCCCCCCUUGGUGGUGGGGGAGAAGGAGGAGGAAUUCUAGCUCUUCUGGUUGCAAAACUAACUUUCCAAAUGUGAAUCAAGUGUAAGCUGAUGAAGUGAUGAUUUUCCGAGUUUGGAGACAUCUUGAAGCAAUGGCAUUGGGAGAUUUGAACUCCUCUAUUCCCUAUUAAUUACACUGGCGUGUCAACUCUGCCCAGUGAUGAGACUUGCAUAUGAACAUUAGCUAUUUAACUGCUGAUUACUUUAGAAUGGGGAAAGAGCAUGGGGUGAGGGGGAGGAUUGGGAGUUGCUGCAGGAAAGAAAGUGCAGAAGGAAUGCAGGGGAAAACCAUGAGGACAGAGAACAGGGAAUGAAGAAAACAGGAGGAUGGAGAGGGAAGGGAGGAGGUAGAAAUAGCAGUGAUCUUCCAUUUCCUGAUGGGAAAAUGUGUUCAUCAAAGUUCUGAACAAAUAAAAACCCAGAGCUUAUUUAGUAGAUAAGGGCCAUAUCAUCUAUGUAAACCUCCCAUUGACAGCAGUGGACAUUCUUCUAUGGGUUGAGGGGAGUAUGGAAUCCUAAUUUUGUGUCUCAGUGCAUGUCCCAUAAUUAAAAAUGGGACUCAGCCCUCUCUAAUGAAAGUUGGACAUCCCUGCUGUAGUGGCUUGUAAGGGAGAUAGAAAACUCUCUCUGCUAGGAGGGAAGAUGCAGUAUUUUGCAGAGCCACUGCCUUUCCACAGGUAGCUGUAAGGAGCGCUAGGACUCAAACUUGGGUCAGCAGACUAACCAGGUAACUAACACCUCCACACUGCCACUUGGCAGCAGCUGUAAAUAGGUUGCUCCUGGCAACUUGCAGAUCACAGUGGAUGUACGCUAUGGGAAAUCCUGCCUGACAGACCUGAUUUGGCAGCUUCCUGGGAGGCUCCUGAAUGGUCCUUUGGCUCCAUAUAAGCCCACAGGCAUACCAGGAAGUGCUCAGGUAGGCUGCCAUGACUGACUCUGCUCCUGGCAUCAACUUUGGCUCUGACUUGGAUUCUGCCCCUUGCCCUGAAUCUGGGAUCCUGACCUUAGCCAAGAAAUCUGACUUUGAGCUGCUCAAGCCCUGCCCUACAACCCUGAAAGUAGGAUGGAGAGAAACUCAGUGGAAGAAUAGUGGCUGUGAAAGGCGUCUGUGACAGGGGCAUGCCCUUUUCUGCAAUAACUGUGACUUUGAGUCCCUCCCUCACACCCUUUCUGGAACAUCACGAUACGCCCCCUCGGGGAAAGAGAAAAGAGUCCAUGGUUGGACCACCCAAAAUGGCUGGAUUGGUGUGUGUAUAAUGUGUGCAUAUGGAGCAUCUCGCUGAAGUCAAGAGUAACUUUUUGAAGGGCAAUGUUACUGUAGAAGAUUAGUCAGAUGCCUUCUGUACAUUCUCCACAUCACAUGCUGUCUCACGCAAGCUUUGAAACACUGACCACAUAAUUUAAAUGAAUGAAUAGUUAGGUAAGCAUAAUGGAAGGCACUCAUACUAUCCUCCAAUUGCACAGGCCCAUUAUGGAACUCUGUUACGUCAGCUUCUAUCUUCCAAAGGGAAAGGUCAGAGGAUUUACAUACAAGGGCUGUGUAACUCUAGACAAAUCCAAUAAACGUUUUCAUAACUGCUUUCAAGUAAGAGAAGGGUCAGAGACAGCAGAACCGAGAGAGCAACCUUAUGAAAAUGUUGGAGAUAUUUUUUUCAAGCAAACUACCACUAAAGAUAUUCUCACUGAGCUGUAUAAACUAACUGCUGAAAAAGAGAGGCUGUUAGCUAACCUGCUCAGUUCACACAACAUUCUGGCUAUUAAAAUGGGAAAUCAGGAGGGGAUGCUACAGGAUGCCUCUGGAGGACUGAAAUUUAAAGAUGAUGAUCUCUUAAGUUUCAAGGAUCAGCAGGAAAUCAUUUUGGGAUCCACAGAUCAGAAACCCAACUUGAGAAACAAAAAGAUGAGGAAAACUGGCAGAAGGAGAGAGAGCUUGGAGGAGUUCAUAAACAAGAAAGUGAAAAAGAAGGUUCAAGGCGAUUUGGAACCUUCUGUGUUAAACAGGACAGACAUGCAACUGGGAAAUAAAAGGACAUUUCCCACCAAAUGUUCUGCUGGCAGCUCUCCAGGUUCCUUUUCCAAUUCUAAUUGGCAGACAGUAGAAGACCAGGAUGAUUUACCAUUUGACGUAAAUAUACCACCAGAAAGAUGGAGAAAAGAUGGCGAUUUUCUUGAGUGCAGUGGGACUUUGAAAUCAGAUACAGACCUGUCUGAUUCUCUAUCUGAAUAUGACAAUGAUGUGUUUGGAAGUUGUAUUACACAUCCCAGUGCUGGUCUACUGGGUGAUGCAGAGGCUACUCUUAAAGUAAUGAAGGUGCAGCACAGCAGCCCUUUGUUGAACUCUUUCCAAGACAGUUUAUCUAACAGAUUUGAGGCCUUAAACGAGACUGCAGCAGCUGAAAGCCUGCAUGGUUAUGAGUAUACUGAGCAGACCUACAGUGAGAAACCUGCAGCCAGAGUUGUUGCUAAAGUACAGGAUUUGAGAACGUGUAUUCAGAAAGUUAUAAAAACUCCUACAGAGUCUGAUGGUAGCCUUUCUUACACUGAUACUCAAGAAGAUAAGGAAACUGUUAAACCUGUUCUCUCUGAAGUGUGCAGUGAAUUUAUACCAAAAGCUGAGGUAUUCAGUAUAGGUGAAGCUACUGUAGCCUCUAAAUACACUGUGAUGCAGGAAAAGGAACGCAGUGGCUGUGUUUUGCAGUGCAAAGAAGAGAGACCGCAGAUUACUGAUGAGUCAUGCAACCUUGUGGGAGCAGUCAAUAAAACCCUUCUGAAAAUUAUCCAGAAUGACAGUUUAGAUGAAGCUGCAGAAUGGAAGAGACUACAACAAAUUACAAGAGCAGACAAAAACCUACCAGGCUCAAUUUAUGACAAAAGAGCUACCGUACCCCAGGAGAGCAACAAACGUCUGUUUUUAAAUCUGCCAAUACAUUUAAGAACUGAUAUUUCUCAGACAAGCCCUAACAUUAAACCGGAAGAGAAAAGGCCGCUAUCACCCUCUAUAGUUGCUGUCUGUAAUGUUUUUAGUCAUUCACAUUCAGGAUCCAACGCACACAAACAAAUGUCACCUAUUCCUUCUCCUAUAUCUUCGAGAUUGCCUAGUCCACAGCUGCACCAUAGGAUUCUUCCACUACCUACACAGAACACUGAGGAAGAAUCUGUGUUGAAUGACUAUCGCAGUGGGAGACACGAUGCCACAAACCUCUCCUUUGCUAAUGAUUUGGAAUCACAGUUCUAUCUGAAGUUUCCUGAAUCUGGAGAAUUGGGAUUUUCUGUAAGACAACCGGGCCUACAUCAGUGCACAACCGGAGAGUGUUUGCAAAAAUGCACUAUCCAAGAAAAACUAACUACUCCGACACAACAGCAGCAGCUAUGUUCAGGUAUUCCAGCAGAGACUGCUUUGAAGGAUGGCUUCACUGAACAACCAACUAAUGUAGAUGUCACAAACAGAGAUGAAGAUGUCUGGGUUUUGGGUUGCAGGUUGGGACAAUCUGUGCCAUUUGCAGAUUAUAAUGAGGGAGAAAGAGUCAACAGAAAUAUAUUGCAUCUGAGCCUCGACCUGAAUCCUGACCUAAAUCCCUCAGAGCAAGAUGACAAAACUCCAGGGAAACUCCAGGCUGUCUGGCCUCCACCUGAAAUCAACGAGGGAAAAGAAAAAGUGGGGUUGAAGUACACUGAAGCAGCGCACCUAAAACUUUACAAGGAGGGACCACCAGAGUACCAUGCUGCAAUUUUGCAAUUAAAGAGGGAAAACAAGGAAGAAGUUGAAAACUUAAAGUCUCAGUUUGAACUCCAGAUCUUUCAUAUUCGUGGAGAGCAUGCUGUAUCAAACACAAAGCUUGAGGAAACCAUUGCAAAUCUCAAGAAUGAACUGGAAAACAAAUUAAAUAGAAGAAAUGAGAAAACAAAGGACGUCUGUGUAUCCACUGAAGAUGAUAAUCCACCAAAGACGUACAGAAAUGUAUAUAUACAAACUGACAGAGAAACCUUCAUAAAGCCUAGUAAAGAGGAAAAUAUACCUGUGAAGAAUAACCAAAUGGUACCUAAAAAGCUUAAUAUUUCUACUUUAAAUUGCAGUAUUUCUGCCCCAAAUGAGAAUAAGGAACCAUGUCACUGUACACAGACUUCAGAAAGUCUCUUAUCUUGUGAACAGAAACCAGUGUUAGUAUCUCUAACACCACCCCCACCACCUCCUCUUCCUGAACCUUCACUACCAGCUUUAGUUCCUCCACCACCUCCCUUGUUAACAGGUUUGGCAUCCACUCCAUUGACAUCCCAGUUUGGAUCUGGGCCACAGCCAUUUCCUUCAGGUUGUGGAAAUCUUCCGCCGCCGCCACCACCACCACCGCCGCCACCACCACCCCCCCCAGGUUUUGGGCCUCCCGGUCCACCACCCCUGCCUGGCUGUGGGCCACCUCUACCGGGAAAUGGGCCUCCUCUUCCACCGCCACCUCCUGGGUUCUUUUUCAAUAGCACUCAGUCUUCAAACCAAGGUCCUCGCAAACCUGCCGUUGAACCUAACUGUCCCAUGAAGCCUUUGUACUGGACUAGGAUACAAAUCAAAGACAGCAGCAAAAUAUCUGUACCAACUUUAUGGGACUCAUUAGAAGAACCUGACAUAGUUGAUACUAGUGAAUUUGAAUAUUUAUUUUCCAAAGAUGCAGUUCAGGAAAAAAGAAAACGCUUAUCAGAGUCUUAUGAAAAGAAAACAAAAGCCAAAAAGAUUAUCAAACUGCUGGAUGGAAAGCGAUCUCAAACUGUAGGAAUUUUGAUAUCCAGUUUGCACCUGGAAAUGAGGGAUAUUCAACAAGCUACACUAAAUGUGGAUGACUCCAUAGUCGACCUGGAAACACUGGAAGCACUGUAUGAGAAUAGAGCGCAAAAGGAUGAACUGGAGAAAAUAAAGCAGUAUUAUGAGACUUCAAAAGAAGAGGAACUGAAGCUCUUGGACAAACCAGAACAAUUUUUGUAUGAGUUAUCCCAGAUCCCCAAUUUUGCAGAACGUGCCCAAUGUAUAAUCUUCCAAUCUGUUUUCUCUGAGGGGAUAACCUCAGUGCAUCGAAAAGUGGAUGUUAUUACUCGUGCUUCUAAGGAUUUGCUGGACAUGAAAAGUGUGAAGGAAAUUUUAGGCUUGAUUUUGGCUUUUGGAAAUUAUAUGAAUGGGGGAAACAGGACACGAGGUCAAGCAGAUGGAUUUGGUUUGGAAAUUCUUCCGAAACUAAAGGAUGUCAAGAGCAGAGAUAACGGUAUUAAUCUUGUGGAUUAUGUUGUCAUAUAUUACCUACGACACUUGGACAAGGACGCAGGAACAGACAAGAGUAUUUUUCCUCUACCGGAACCACAAGAUUUCUUCCAGGCCUCCCAAGUUAAGUUUGAAGACCUAGUAAAAGACUUAAGAAAACUGAAGAGAGAUCUAGAAGCCUGUGAAAAGCAGAUGAGCGUCGUUUGCAAAGAAUCUUCAGAACAGCAUCUCCAUCCCUUCAAGGAGAAAUUGGAAGAGUUUAUUCAGACAGCUAAAGAAGAACAUAAGACAGAAGAGAGCUGUUUGGAAAAUGCACAAAAAAGCUUUGAAGAAACAGUGGGAUACUUUGGGAUAAAGCCAAAGUCUGGUGAGAAGGACAUCACACCAAACUACGUUUUCACUGUGUGGUAUGAGUUCUGCAGUGACUUCAAGACCGUUUGGAAACGAGAGAAUAAAAACAUUUCCAAAGAAAGACUGAAAGAGGCUCAGCAAUUCGUAAGCAAGUUAACUGAAGAGAAAAAGGUUGAAACAAAGAAAAUCAAUCCCAUGGCUAGUCUGAAAGAAAAACUACGUCAGAAGGAAGCCAGUGUGACCACUAACUGAAAGAAGAUCCAUGAAAAUAAUGACAGUGUGACUUAAUACCUUGCAUGAUGCUUUACUAUGCCCGUUCCCCAGGGAGCACCUUAUGUUAAUGUUAUGGAGUUCUGCUUUUCUCAUCUCUUUCUGAGACAAUCCACUAAAGACUUUCCAAUCCCUUAUAAAGAGUUUGCUCAUUCAGUAGAGGAAGCACUAAGAAGCUGUUUACAGGGGAAUUUAUGAAGGGUUUUAUAUAACUCUUCCUUACCUGGCUUAAAAUGCAAUUCUUUUCUAAAUGGUUAUUUGAAGUACUCUAUGCAUAGUGCACUAAUGCGGAAAACAUAAAAUCAGGAUUUUGGAUGUUGAAUUAAGUAAUAGUUAACAACCUCUAUAUUGCUUACUUUAGCUUCAUGUAGAUUACCACAGAGGUACUGUUCAACUCAUGAGAAGCUAUUCUAUCAUAAGAGUUUAGACCUCACUAUUAACUGAGGGCAACAUUGAUUCUAAAUCAUGUUUGAUAGUCUAAAUAAGUAUUAAAUUCAUUUUGUUAAAACUAAUGCAAGUUUAUUAUAAUUAAUGUAUUCUGUAUUUUAUUACAAUUAUUUUUAUAGAAAACUCAGUCUAUGCCAUAUGCAUUGAAAUAGGAAUAAUAUUUUGCACAUGUGGAGAGAGAAAUAGCUUCAGAUUCUGUUGUCUUAUAAUAUGUAGAUGAUAUAACUGGCAAAUUAUUUUUAUGGUUUUGACUUGAUGUUUCUUACAUGUUCUUCAUGUUGCCUGAUUCAAAAAGACAAAGGACAGAAGCAUUUUUAUUUCAAAUUAUCGAUGCCAUAAGAUAAUUAUUUGUCAUCAUUCAUCUAACUGUAGUGCAUAACACAUCUCCAUAAAGUCAUAUAUUUACUGCUAAAUUUCUGGCUUUAAAUUAUAUUGAAGCACAUAUUCUUUAAAAAUAAGCACCUCACUAUAAAACAUAUUACACAGCCUUCUCUUGUCUCCCCAUAUAUUUAUAUCUGUAUGUAUAAGACAAAUAUGUACUCUACUGUGUUAGCAUUUGAGGAGGAAGUAAGAGAAUCUUGCUAUCAUCUUGUCAUAAUAUAACCACUCUUUGUGAAGUAUCGUUUAGGGCCUGAACCCAUGAACUGCUGAGUGCCCUGAGCUCCACUGGUAUUUUCAGGCACUCAUUACAUCACAGGAUCAGGUUCGUAGAAAGAGAGAUCCUUGCAGCAGACAAAGUUUCAAGGUAGAAUAAAAAUAGUGAAUAUUAAAAAUAAAUAGAACUUUUGUUUUAGACCAGCAAUAGACUGCAACUAAACACGCAGCUGGGUAGGGAUCUUAUAAAGAAAACUUUCCACAAUUACUAAAUCGUAAAAACCUUCUGACUGCUAGGGUCAUUACAAUAUAUGACCAAUACAAAUGAAAUAAUGAUAAAGCAAAAAGUAUAGGACAUACAGUAAGGAAAAUAUUAAUCCCUUGGCAUGGUAGUUGAAAAGAAUAUACAUGAAAGAAAUAUAUUGGGUUAUCUACAUAGCAAAUGAGAUGCAAUAACAAUAGGUAUGAAGCAAGAUUGAUAAGGUGGUUGUAUAUUUAUUAAAGAAAACAAUAGUUGUAUCACCCCUAUUUAUGUUUCUCAUUUGGAGAGUUCUGAACAAAUAGAGUUAAGGGAGGUAAGAUAGCCUUAUAUAUUUUGGAAUUUGUAGCUGCUGUUGAUAGACUUAAUAUGUGUAAAUAUGCUACCAAUGAAAACAAAUUGAAUAUGGAUGAAUGGAGGUAAAUAGAUUCAUGGGGAGGAGGUGUUCCCCCAGUUAGCGUGGAAAUUUGCAAGAACAUUCGAGCGCUAGCAAUAUGGUGGUACUAUUUUUCCAAUGGAAGGAAAGCAAAUUCCAAAGAUCAAAAUUUUCUGUCUUCCAUCAAACCAAACACAAACAUAAGUGAAAUGCAUCUACUUUGGCAAUCAGCAUUAAUGAUAUACAAUAUAAGCGAUAUACAACAUAAGCAAUAGUGCUCAUACAAGCCAAAGAUUAGAGAACAGCAGUAGGCAAGACGAUUUUCAUGAGUCUCUAAGCAAACUACUGUACUGAAUAUUGUUCUGUACCUGUCAAAAAAUUCUGGAAUAUUGUAAUUAGAGCUAGAUGGGAAUUUUCUGACAAAACAUUUUUCAUCAAAAAAUACAAAUUAAUCAAAACAGAAAAUCUUCUUGGGAAAAGAUUGCUUUCAACAUAUCUCCUGGUGUGAAAAAUUGUCAAAAUUUCCCAUUUCAACAUUUUUUAAAUGAAAUGUUUAAAUUUGGGGUUCAAAAUGACUUUUUGUUUAGAAAUAGUGGUUAAUUUAUACUUUAAAAACAUUAAGUCAAAAUUGAAACUAAAUGUUUUAAACUUAUAUAAAUGAAACCUUUCAAUUGGUGCCAUCUGAAUUUUUUUCUAAUUCUUGGUUCAUGAAAUUUUUUGAGAUUUUUGACAUUUUGUCCCAAUUUAGGGAGAAUUUUUUUUUUCAAAAUUUCAGAAUUUCUCACAAUGGGAAAACCAGUUCAGUUUUCCACCCAGUUCUAAUUGUAAUUAUUUUUUUUCCCCUGAAGAGGGCGAUUAUGUUUCAAACUUCCACCCUUUUAUUACUAGCGGGAUUACUACUAGAUUAAAUGGAAAAGAACAUCUAGUUCAUUUGAUCCAUUCCCCUGCUCAGGAUUUAAUGACUUUUGUAAGCCUUAGUCUAAGUGAAUGGACAUGACCAGCUAAACUGCAUGCUGGUAGACCGCUGGCCAAUAUCCACAAGUGGCCAGAGACCUUUAAUACUCGUGCCAGUAUUAUGAAGUUAUUCUAGCAGAAAAGUGGCAUUGGUGAUUAAUAGAUAUUAUAUUGAGGCUUGGCAGAAUUCAGUUUUUAUUAUUUUGAAGAAUAAUAUUGCUGUUAAUUUUAAGUAUUAUUUAAAUUUUUAUCAUUGCAGGAAAUUGGGGGGGGGGUGCAAAGGAAUCAGACAAUUAUUUAAAUGAGAGUAAACAUUGUAUUUCAAACAGUUAAAGCUUUUAUAACCAUUAAAACACAAAUUGUCAACAUCAGAUGUUGAAGUAUACAAAGUAAAUAUCCUUAAACUCUUUAAUAAGUUCUCAAGCAGCAUUUUUUCCUACUUUGCCUGUCUGUAAAUUUCUAUUAUUAUUGAUGAAAAUAUUUUUGAGGGUUGAUGUGUAUACGGUGAAAUCAACAGUUACUCACAUUUACUGAUUAAAAAUUGAAUCCUUUCAAGCCCUCUUACAUGUAUAUGUAAAUUAUAUAAUUAUGCACUAUUUAGGUACUCUAGAUUUAACAGAGAUCAGCCUGAAUCAAAAUCUGGGAUGUGAAUACCCCUGAAGUUUCUGUCUAAUAACACAAUGACACAGCAUAAAGUGCUAUGUCAGGGAAGUUGAAGGCACUUCAGAUGUAUUUUGAGGACAGAUUUUUAACCUGAGCUUUCUGAUCUGGGGAGGAAUAGAAAAGAUAGAAAGGAGGAGGAAAGGAAGACGUAGAAAGGAAAGAAAGUCAACAGUUUCUUUUCACCCCCUUGCUAUUGCCUGGCCUUUGGAGGUUUGUAAAGAAGACCAGUCUAAAAGGGCCCUAUUUUUCAACAUUACCAAGGAUAAACAUAUGAGACCUACUGCACAUUAGCUUGCUAGGUAAGGUUCUGAAUAAAUUAUAAUGCCACUGUAACUGUGAAACACUGUUUCAUCCAUUAGAUUUUGAGAGUGAGGGGAAUACCUAUAUUGCUGUUACCUCUUAUUGCUUUCAAAAUGAAACAGGUUAUUUUGCAUAUUAGAAAUAUUUUAACAAUAUACAUUAUAUAAUAUUUAUGACUUUUCUUAUUGAUCUGUCCAUGAGUGACCUAUGGAAGUCUGUCUUUUAUAUUGUGUGCCUUAUUGUGAAAAUCCACCUUUAUAAGUUUAAUGAUCUAAGAAUAUAUUUAGCGUGAAAUUGGAAGAGGUUUGUGUGGAGAAAAAUACUAAUAGAAUGAGCCUGUGAUCCAGUGCAUAUGGAAAUUUAAACAAACUGGAAUCAGUGAAAUACUCAGAUAGCAGAAGGAGAGAUAACUAACCACUGUACAUUUGAGUCAUCUACCAGGUGAUGAGUAAAAACGUGUAAAAUAAAGAAGUGCAGUUGUUUACACAUCAUAUUUGAAAUGAACACCUUGUCAAGCAUGGAGUGUUUCAUAGAAUGUUAUUUCAGGAAAAUUCCCCUUGGGAAUUUUAUAAAACACAGGCUUGUUUUCUUUCUGGUUUGUAUCACAGAGAACCCCAAGUGUAAAGAUUGUACUGUAAAUCAGACAUUUGGAGUCUAUUCUUUCAUCCAAGUGCAUGGGAUUUACACAUGUAACCAUUGUUAUAAAUGGAAAUUUCCCUUUCACUUUAUUAUUGUUCCGCAUGAUUUUAAACAACAUGAAACACUGAAAGCUAAAUAUUCCCCAACCCAAACUUAAUAAAGACAAGUGCUGAAAUAUAUAAGCAUUGUAACAGAAGGAAAAAUACUUUGUAUAGACAGGAAAAAACUUCAACAUAACUUAUGAACCAAAAUAUUAAUAAACAUUAAACCUAUUUUGUAAGUCUUAUCAGCAGUUACAGGGGCUUAGAUCACCCUGGAGACAUCCUCUUGGAAUCUUCAGACACUCUGAGAAUUGUUUUCAGUGCUCUCUCUUAAACCUUUCAAGUAGUCCUGGAAGAAACGAAGUUUAGCUUAGGAGUCUAAUCUUUCUAAACUAUUGAGGAUGUCUCAGCUUUUUCAGUCCUACCACCCACUGGAUCAGAGGACCAGGUAACCUCUUCAGCCUUAUCUACACUAGCAUUUUUUGGUGAAUCCAGCUAACAUUGCACUAGCUUGGGCAUUUUUUUAUAACAAUGUCAUCUAGACCUUCUCUGAAGAGGGUUGGAUGGCAUGGUGGUGAAAAUGCCUGAGCCUUCUCCACACAAAUGCUCUGACCAUUGCCACCUCUCUUGAAGCUGUACCUGAUGCAGUGCAAGUGGGAGCUUUCCUCCAAAAUACUAAAGAUAGACAUACCUUUAGCGUGGCUAUCAACUCCCCCUCCACACCGCGUGUCACAGCAGCCAAAGAGUAUCUCAGUACAAUAUCAGCUCCAAGCUGAAUGUGAAGCCAUUAGUCUCCAAAUAAAAGAUGCUUUUAUAGAAUGGACAUCUAUAGAUUUCCCUGGAGCUGCUGUCAUCCAAGAAGGAUGUUGAUAAAUUGGAGAGGGUUCAGAGAAGAGCCAUGAGAAUGAUUAAAGGAUUGGAUAAUAUACCUUAUAGUGAGAGACUCAAAGAGCUCAGUCUGUUAGCUCAACAAAGAGAAGGUUAAGGGGUGCCUUGGUUACAGUCUAGAAGUAUCUACUUAAGGAAUUAAUGUUUAAUAAUGGGCUUGGCAGUCCAGCAGAGAAAGCUUUAACAUGAUUCAAUGGCUGUAAGUUGAAGCUAGACAAAUUCAGACUUGGCAAUAAGAUGUAAAUUUUUAACAGUGGGGGGUAAUUAUUGGAGCAAUUUAUCAAGGGUUGUGGUGGAUUCUUCAUCACUGACCAUUUUUAAAUCAAUAUCAGCUGUUUUUCUAAAAGAUUUGCUGUAGUUAUUAUUUUGGGGACGUUCUAUGACCUGUGUUAUACAGGAGGUCAGACUGUGAUCACAAUGGUCCCUUCUGGCCUUGAAAUCUAUUAACCUAAAUUCAGUAGUACCUCAGUGGAAUUCCAUCAAAACCAGUGCUUACUGUAGCAGCAUAUUCUCAAUUCUGGAGCUCUCUUGUUUUCAAAAAUCAGGAGAUUUUCUUUAUCUAGUGUAAUCUGUAGCUGUGCAGGCUAGGAUAGUGGUACCAAAGUAAUCAAAUCUCAUGAUUUUUGGUGCUAUCUGUAAAGUUUGAAAGAAAUGGUUUUUUUUCCUUAUGCCAUAACAUUUCAGCUAGCCAAGUCAAUUGAUUGGUUUGGGUAUUUUUUUGUUUUUCUUCUAUUAAAACAUUAAUAUUGGCCACUGCUGGAGGAAGAAUAUGUGAUUAGAGGGACAACUGCUUUUAUCAAGAAUGGUAACACUGACAGUUUGCUUAUUUACUUCAAUCUCUCUCCAUAAUUGAUGUUUGUCUUCUCAUAGUCAAGCAUUUAAAAAUUGCCUCUAAGCAGGUUGUGAAUAGCUACUGUCCAUCUAAUUGGCCUAGUUGGUUUCCAACUGAAACAUGAGGGGCACCGUUCUGUUGCCCAUGUGAUUCACAUAGCACUUCUUGUCCUGGUUUUCCAAUAAACUCAUGGCAACUUCUUUUUCUGCUCUAAAUGUUUUCCAUAUCUGAUGAAUGCCAAGCACAGUGGAAGAUUGCAGUUGUCUGUUUGCUCAGUAAGUAAUGCCAUUCCAUUUUGAUUAGACCUGCAUUUUGCUUCAUCACUUAGGCCAAUAUUUUCAAAAAUGGGUGCCUAAAGUUAGGGGAUUUUCAACAGUGCCCAAAGUAAGUCACUUAGGUGCUUUUGAAAAUCCCAUCUUUACAUCUGUACUUAGGCACCCAUCAAAGCUGAACAUUGUAGAAAAUCAUGCCACUUAGUUCGGAAUCUAACAAAGAAUAUGUUUUUUAAAUUCUUGGCUCUGGAUGAGUAUAGUCCAGUUUUGUUGUGGACCUCACUUUACUUUCUGAGGAAUUUGUAAGUGCCUAUUAAUGGGCUUUGGGUUGGUAGUCUUCUGGCUUCUCUUAGUUAUCUUUGUUUUGGAGAAAAUUCUGUUUGUUUGCCUAUAAUUAGAAAGCAAAUGAAAAGAAUGAGGUGACUUGAUUACAGUGCAUAAAUAGUUUUAGAAAGAGAAAAUACCAGAAAUUCAAGGGCUCUUUAGCAAAGAAAGACAGAACAAGAACCAAUGGCUGGAAGUUAAAUUCAAAUUAGAAACAAGCCUUAAGUUACUAACAAUGAGAGUGGUUAUUCACUGGAACAACCUACCAAGGGAAGUGAUGGUUUCUCCAUCUCUUGAUGACUUCAGAUAAACACUGGAUGCUUUUCUGGAAGAUGUGCUUUAAUCAAACACUAGUUUUUGGGCUCAAUACAGGAGUAAAUGGAUGAAAUUCUACGGCCUGUGUUAUACAGGAGGUUAAACUAGAUGAUCUAUUGGUCCCUUCUGACCCUAAAAUCUUUGAAACCAUUAAUGAUAUUCUUAAUCAGUAAUUUUAGUCUCUUACAUAAAACUCAGUAAGUCAAUUGUUUUUCCCUCUUCAGCACAUCUAUAGUGAAAGAUUAGUGUUCAAACUAAAUGAAUAUUUGUCCUGAACACUCUGUUUUUAAGCUAUUUCCACACUAUGAGCUAGGAUUGUGAUUCCCCGCUCGCAUAGACAUAAUUUGUCAUCCGAGGUAGUAGACUAAAAAUAGUAGUGUAACUACGGUAGCAUGGGCAGCGACAGCCACAGCCCAGGCUAGUUGCCUCAAAUAUGUACCCAAGGGGGUCUUGUACCCAAGACAGCUAGCCGGUGCCACUGCUGCCCGUGUUACUGUGGUCACACUACUAUUUUCAGCCUGCUAGCUCAGAUGAGAGCUAGCACGAGGAUAUCUGUGUGAGCUGCAAAUCACACCCCAUAGCUUGUAGUGUAGACAUAACUUUAAUUUUAAAAAUCAUUAAUAAUAGUGAUAGUGUUUCAUAGAACAACGUAAUGCAAUAAAUUAGUCCACAACAUUAACUAUAAUGGCAUUUGUAUAUUUUAAAUGUCUCAAUAGAUAGAAGAUGCACUAAAUUGUUUUAUUUACCUACAAUAUAGAUGCACAGUUUUAACUUCAGCUUUACAAAUGCCUCCAUCAAAUUUUUUCAUUGUAUAAUAAAACUUGAAUUGUAAACUUAUUUAAUCAUUUAAAGGAUCUAAUUUGAUAGCAGGUCAAAACAAUAAGACAAAAUUAAUCGAGCUGGUCAAAAAAUUAAACCCUAUUUUUGCAAUAAGAAUUCAAAAUUUCAUAGCAAUAUAGGGCUGGAAGGGACCGCAAGAGGUCAUCUAUUGUCCAUCCCACCAUACAGAGGCAGGAUUAAGUAUACCUAGACCAUCCCUGAGAGGUGUUUGUCUAACCUGUUCUUAAAAACCUCCAAUAAAGUGGAUUCUGAGAUAUUUCUGAUUAGAUUCUUUUUGUGCCUCUAUCACCUCAAAUGUAUCAUCAAAAAUCUAAUAUAUGGUAGAAUGAAGCCAUUUUAGAGGGCCUGAUCCUGUAAGCACUUAUGCAUGUGAGUAGCUUUACUAGUGUAAGUAAUCCUGUGGGCCCAGAUCAUUGCCUCCUUCAGGAAAAUCCACGGGAAGGAGUUGUGGGGGAGGAUAUCUCGGUGCCAAUCCACUUGUGGGAGUAGUAUUUGAGGGUUCUGACUUACGUUUCAUAUAUAUUUUCCAUAUCUAUCCAGGCUUCAGGUGGAGAGAGACUGUGGCAUGCUUGAAAAACAAAAAGCUGGAAUAAUAUCAUUGCUGACAAAACAAUAUAAAGCUCAGUGCUUUUCCUGUGCAUCAUCACUGCAGAAAGUCCAGAAGAGACUGUCUACUACAGUACUGCUAGUUUUGUUUUGUUUUUUUAAUUAUGAGAUUUUCUUGUUUUAAACAGAUAUGCAAACUAUAGCUUGGUGGCUACCAGACUGUCCUCUAAAGAGACCUAAUUAUCAGACCCAAACAUUUUGCUCAUAAGCAGCAGAUUGGGUACACACUUAAGGGGACACACAACCAGGGGCAGCCAUUGCAUUUCUGGUGCCCAAACCAGACAGUAUCAUCCCCAAACAGGGUGAGAAGUGGGGGAGGCUGGAGGCGGGGGAUUUAAAAGGCUGUAGGAUUGUAGGUUCAGAGAAGUGAUGCCAAAUGAAGUACAUUCUUGCCUUAAUGCACUGGUUUUCAAUUACAUUGAUCUGUGAGUAAAUGCAAAGGAAAGAGGAGACUCUGAGCUCAUGCUCAGAGAUGGCGUGAGUAGUGGAUGUUUUACAGAGACAUGCUAAAUGAUAAGUAAUUUGUUUUUUUGUAGGUGACAGAUCAGCCUCCAGGAAACUUGUAUCUGUGACUAUCCAUCCACCCUGUUACCAGUGGGAUGCCUCUUUCAAAUGCAAAUAGCAAACAUGCCAGAAGAGUAAAUUUAGCUUGAUUGAAAGUGUUUGCCAAGUAUUUGGGGGCUACCGUUUGUAUAUCUGUUUAACGCCAGAAUACUUCAUAUCCCCUGAGUGCCAUGGCUAUGCUGACCUAACCCCUAGUGUAGAUGCAGCUAGGUCAAUGGAAGAGGGCUUCUGUCAACCUAGCUAAUGUUGUUCGAAGAGAUGGUGUUCCAACAAGAAAUGGAGAAAUCUCGUCUGUUGCUAUAGAUUGUGUCUACGCUACAGGAUUAUGCCUGCAUAGCUACAGCACCAUAGCUAGUAGUGUCCCCAUAGUAUAGAAAUGACCUAAAUCACUUAGGACACUUCUGAAAUUUUUAAGGUGUGUUUUGUUUGGGGGAUGUGUUUGGUAUAGAACUAUUCUCAGAUAUUUCUUUCCAAACUAUAAACCCUAUAGCUAGCCAUAGUUGUAUGUUAUAAGAAGCAAAAAUAGAGAAGGAUUAAUUUUGGGAGACGUGGAGGCUGAUAGAUAGACAUCAGGAUUUAGCAGGCAUAUGGUGUGAUUCUUAACAUUUUAUUUACUUCUUUUGAAAAGCAGCUUUCAAAAAUCUUUCAAACUAGUACUAGUUCAAAGAGACUUCACUUAAAAUUUGCACCUGCUGAGCAUGAUUGCUGUUGUGUCCCUUCCCAUCUCCCACUCCAUAUCCCCUGCUACAUGCUCAAAAAAAUAUCUAAAUACAGACCUCUUGGGCUGUUAGGAAUUCGCUGUUAGGAAUUCACUCUUAGGCAGAUAUUUUGUGGUGCAGUUGUGUUGAUUUUCCUUUUAGAAUGUAGCAGAAUGGCACAUACUAUAGCAGGUUUCAGAGGAGCAGCCGUGUUAGUCUGUAUUCGCAAAAAGAACAGGAGGACUUGUGGCACCUUAGAGACUAACCAAUUUAUUAGAGCAUAAGCUUUCGUGAGCUACAGCUCACUUCAUCAGAUGCAUACUGUGGAAAAUACAGAAGAUGUUUUUAUACACACAGACCAUAAAAAAUGGGUGUUUAUCACUAUAAAAGGUUUUCUCUCCCCCCACCCCACUCUCCUGCUGGUAAUAGCUUAUCUAAAGUGAUCACUCUCCUUACAAUGUGUAUGCUAAUCAAGGUGGGCCAUUUCCAGCACAAAUCCAGGUUUUCUCCCCACAUACUAUAGCAGUAUCAUUAGUAUUAGGGGAGUGCAUCUAAUAUGUUCCACAGACACAGCGGUUAUUUUCUUUACCUGUGUCAAUAUCAGAUUUGUUUAAUAAAACAACCGCUUUGCCUAGAUGCUAUCACAUAUGGCCGCAUUAGAUGUGUUUGCUGUUUCCACCCUUAGUCCCAUAACAUUUGCAGCAAAAAUCCUGGAACAUUCACAUUGUGGAGUAUUUUUUUCUUUUAAGACUCAAACACUAAAAUACAUUAUAAAUAUUCAAGAAAAAUAAGCUAAUGGGAUCCAGGUACUCUUUUCCUUUACAAUGUGACAAUAUAUAUCUCUCUCGUAUAUCGGAACUUUUCAUUUUGUCAAAAUACCAAAAUAUAUGCAUGAGUUGAAUUUGUAAAAAGGAAAAAAAAGAGGAAAAAAAAAGUUGCAACAAAAUGAAGUAUUUAUUUUUUAAGGAAGUGUUAAACAACCAUUGUUUGUAAAUAAUAAAAGACUAUAUUUUCCUCCUCACUAUUACUCUUCACCAUAUCAAGUGUAUUUUUGUAUGUAAAAUAUAUUGUUUAGAUAGUAUAGAUUUCUCUAUUCAAAGAAUUCUGUUGAGAUAGUAUGUUUUACUAAUCCUGAUACAGUUAAUAAUCUAGCUCCCAGUGAAUGUAUUUAAAAAGAUAGAAUCUAUUUUUUGAGUCCGCAAAGGACUAAAAUGUGUGGCUUACAGAUGUCUGUUUGCUGAAGGUAUUUUAAUAAACGUUGGUUUUAUUUGUGUC
Messenger RNA from Chelonia mydas (Green sea turtle), 17125 nucleotides. It is a transcript of the gene FMN1, whose product is annotated as formin 1. The coding region runs from base 1808 to 6220 and encodes 1470 amino acids. The transcript is spliced from 22 exons. Gene Ontology annotation, cellular component: actin filament; cytoplasm; endoplasmic reticulum membrane. The record is from RefSeq and is a predicted model, not a curated record. Gene Ontology annotation, molecular function: microtubule binding. Gene Ontology annotation, biological process: actin nucleation. Lineage: Eukaryota; Metazoa; Chordata; Testudines; Cheloniidae.